AUGAUGCUCGCAGAUGAAUUAAUUUUGGAAAUAGAUCAAUACCUCGAAUCCGAAAGCCUGAAGGUUUCUCGUCUUGUCUGUCGCCAAUGGUGCCGGGUUGCUACACCACUCUUAUUUCAACGAGCUGUUCUCUACUGCAGAGAAAGUUCGCAACGGUUUAAAGAAAUCCUCGGGCGAGCUCACCUUUCUCGACUGAUCAAGGUCAUAUCAUUUGAAUCGACAUAUGACGGCAAACUCGGCGAGCUUAACCUUAUUCCGUUGAUAGCGCAACCCGACAUGCUACGUAUACUUCCACUACCGACGCAUUGUGAUAUACACAAUCAUCAGACGAAAUACAUAACCAAAUUAGCUCGUUUGGACUCGACUGGUGAUCGAGCUUUGACCCCGAACUUAAAAGAAAUUCACAUCAGUACUCCCGGCAUACCAUACCUCGAAACUACAGUAUUCAGCAACCUUCGCCGAAUUCAUAUUGAUGCGGAGUCUGUUCAGCUGCCCGAAGAUUUUACGUUUCCUGUCUUAGAGACGUUUCACGUCACUUGUAACACUCUUGGUAUUGAAAUGAUGAUAGCUUUCCUCAAUCGCCACGGAAGGCUCCAGCAGUUGUACCUGACUCUACGGAUUACAUUAGGACCUUUGACAGAGGAAUUUCUCGAUUUGAUAAAGAACGAAUUGAGAACAAGUUCAAGCGAAAAACUUGUGGCCUCGAUCAUAAAAACCGCUAAAGAAGACGCCUGUGGCGAAUCGCGGCUCUUCUUAAAGAUUAUCCACAGACAGAUGACUAAAUGGCUCGAUGAAGAACUGGUGAAGGAAUUGAAUAAAAAAUUCGUUACGGUCUUUGGAUUGCUGAUAGGGCGACAGCGUGAGAUAUAUCGUGGUGCUUUGGAAGAAAUACGGAGUGCUGUUCAAAACCCUAACGCGGUUGAGAUGACUAUGGCGGUAGAUUAUCAGGAAGGCGAGCUCCCUAGAUUUGAGUCUUAA
Venustampulla echinocandica is the source of this 978-nucleotide messenger RNA. RefSeq lists its product as uncharacterized. Gene Ontology annotation, molecular function: protein binding. Bases 1 to 978 code for a protein of 325 amino acids. The record is from RefSeq and is a predicted model, not a curated record. The transcript is spliced from 2 exons. NCBI's taxonomy places the organism in Eukaryota, Fungi, Ascomycota, Leotiomycetes, Helotiales, Pleuroascaceae.